This is a messenger RNA of Leptopilina boulardi, 6568 nucleotides long. Its product is annotated as probable serine/threonine-protein kinase DDB_G0282963. The record is from RefSeq and is a predicted model, not a curated record. The transcript has 9 exons. NCBI's taxonomy places the organism in Eukaryota, Metazoa, Arthropoda, Insecta, Hymenoptera, Figitidae. The coding region runs from base 37 to 6333 and encodes 2098 amino acids.
CUGCUGACACCACUUCUAAGAAGCAAAUUUACAAUCAUGGCCGAUUCGAAUAAAACAACAUCAACAACAGGUGUAGGAGGAUAUGAUAGUUGCGGCUGCUGCUGUUGCUAUUCUUCACCCCGAACACUUCUCCCAACACCAACGACAAACAAAGACCACAUUCAAGUUUCGAACUCAGAUCAGCAUGAGUUGCAUAUCAAACAAGAAUCUUCUUCCAGAAUCACUCAUGAUGAAUCAAAAAAAUUAGUCUUCAACUCUAACAAUACUAAAACCGUGACUUCAACUGCCAAUGUAGAUAAUAUGAAAAAGGAAGACAAGAAGGAGAACGACAAUCAAGUUUCUAACUCAGUUGACAAUAACUUGCAUAUCGAACAAAAAACUUCUUCUACUGGCAUUUAUGGUAAAGAAGAAAAAAUAGUCUUCAAUUCUAGCAAUGCUAAAAUCACGAGUUCAACUGGCAAUGCUGAUAAUACCAAAAAGGACGAGAAGAAGGAGAACGACAAUCAAGUUUCUAACUCAGUUGACAAUAACUUGCAUAUCGAACAAAAAACUUCUUCUACUGGCUCUUAUGGUAAAGAAGAAAAAUUAGUCUUGAACUCCAGCAAUGCUAAAAUCACGAGUUCAACUGGCAAUGCUGAUAAUACCAAAAAGGACGAGAAGAAGGAGAACGACAAUCAAGUUUCUAACUCAGUUGACAAUAACUUGCAUAUCGAACAAAAAACUUCUUCUACUGGCUCUUAUGGUAAAGAAGAAAAAUUAGUCUUCAAUUCUAGCAAUGCUAAAAUCACGACUUCAACUGGCAAUGCUGAUAAUACCAAAAAGGACGAGAAGAAGGAGAACGACAAUAAAGUUUCUAACUCAGUUGACAAUAACUUGCAUAUCGAACAAAAAACUUCUUCUACUGGCUCUUAUGGUAAAGAAGAAAAAUUAGUCUUCAAUUCUAGCAAUGCUAAAAUCACGACUUCAACUGGCAAUGCUGAUAAUACCAAAAAGGACGAGAAGAAGGAGAACGACAAUAAAGUUUCUAACUCAGUUGACAAUAACUUGCAUAUCGAACAAAAAACUUCUUCUACUGGCUCUUAUGGUAAAGAAGAAAAAUUAGUCUUCAAUUCUAGCAAUGCUAAAAUCACGACUUCAACUGGCAAUGCUGAUAAUACCAAAAAGGACGAGAAGAAGGAGAACGACAAUAAAGUUUCUAACUCAGUUGACAAUAACUUGCAUGUCGAACAAAAAACUUCUUCUACUGGCUCUUAUGGUAAGGAAGAAAAAUUAGUCUUGAACUCCAGCAAUGCUAAAAUCACGACUUCAACUGGCAAUGCUGAUAAUACCAAAAAGGAGGAGAAGAAGGAGAACGACAAUCAAGUUUCUAACUCAGUUGACAAUAACUUGCAUAUCGAACAAAAAACUUCUUCUACUGGCUCUUAUGGUAAAGAAGAAAAAUUAGUCUUCAACUCUAGCAAUGCUGAAAUCACGACUUUAACAGGCAAUGCUGAUAAUACCAAAAAGGACGAGAAGAAGGAGAACGACAAUCAAGUUUCUAACUCAGUUGACAAUAACUUGCAUAUCGAACAAAAAACUUCUUCUACUGGCUCUUAUGGUAAAGAAGAAAAAUUAGUCUUCAAUUCUAGCAAUGCUAAAAUCACGACUUCAACUGGCAAUGCUGAUAAUACCAAAAAGGACGAGAAGAAGGAGAACGACAAUAAAGUUUCUAACUCAGUUGACAAUAACUUGCAUGUCGAACAAAAAACUUCUUCUACUGGCUCUUAUGGUAAGGAAGAAAAAUUAGUCUUGAACUCCAGCAAUGCUAAAAUCACGACUUCAACUGGCAAUGCUGAUAAUACCAAAAAGGAGGAGAAGAAGGAGAACGACAAUCAAGUUUCUAACUCAGUUGACAAUAACUUGCAUAUCGAACAAAAAACUUCUUCUACUGGCUCUUAUGGUAAAGAAGAAAAAUUAGUCUUCAAUUCUAGCAAUGCUAAAAUCACGACUUCAACUGGCAAUGCUGAUAAUACCAAAAAGGACGAGAAGAAGGAGAACGACAAUCAAGUUUCUAACUCAGUUGACAAUAACUUGCAUGUCGAACAAAAAACUUCUUCUACUGGCUCUUAUGGUAAGGAAGAAAAAUUAGUCUUGAACUCCAGCAAUGCUAAAAUCACGACUUCAACUGGCAAUGCUGAUAAUACCAAAAAGGAGGAGAAGAAGGAGAACGACAAUCAAGUUUCUAACUCAGUUGACAAUAACUUGCAUAUCGAACAAAAAACUUCUUCUACUGGCUCUUAUGGUAAAGAAGAAAAAUUAGUCUUCAAUUCUAGCAAUGCUAAAAUCACGACUUCAACUGGCAAUGCUGAUAAUACCAAAAAGGACGAGAAGAAGGAGAACGACAAUCAAGUUUCUAACUCAGUUGACAAUAACUUGCAUAUCGAACAAAAAACUUCUUCUACUGGCUCUUAUGGUAAAGAAGAAAAAUUAGACUUCAACUCUAGCAAUGCUAAAAUCACGACUUCAACUGGCAAUGCUGAUAAUACCAAAAAGGAAGAGAAGAAGGAGAACUACUAUAAAGUUACGGAUUGUAGCGAUUAUGGUUUCGUGUCUUCUAUUGCCUUUUCUGAAGAGAAGAAGGAGAACGACAAUCAAGUUUCUAACUCAGGUGACAAUAAUUUGCAAAUCGAACAAAAAACUUCUUCUACUGGCUCUUAUGGUAAAGAAGAAAAAUUAGUCUUCAACUCUAGCAAUGCUGAAAUCACGACUUCAACUGGCAAUGCUGAUAAUACCAAAAAGGACGAGAAGAAAGAGAACGACAAUCAAGUUUCUAACUCAGUUGACAAUAACUUGCAUAUCGAACAAAAAACUUCUUCUACUGGCUCUUAUGGUAAAGAAGAAAAAUUAGUCUUCAAUUCUAGCAAUGCUAAAAUCACGACUUCAACUGGCAAUGCUGAUAAUACCAAAAAGGACGAGAAGAAGGAGAACGACAAUCAAGUUUCUAACUCAGUUGACAAUAACUUGCAUAUCGAACAAAAAACUUCUUCUACUGGCUCUUAUGGUAAAGAAGAAAAAUUAGUCUUCAAUUCUAGCAAUGCUAAAAUCACGACUUCAACUGGCAAUGCUGAUAAUACCAAAAAGGACGAGAAGAAGGAGAACGACAAUCAAGUUUCUAACUCAGGUGACAAUAAUUUGCAAAUCGAACAAAAAACUUCUUCUACUGGCUCUUAUGGUAAAGAAGAAAAAUUAGUCUUCAACUCUAGCAAUGCUGAAAUCACGACUUUAACUGGCAAUGCUGAUAAUACCAAAAAGGACGAGAAGAAGGAGAACGACAAUCAAGUUUCUAACUCAGUUGACAAUAUCUUGCAUAUCGAACAAAAAACUUCUUCUACUGGCUCUUAUGGUAAAGAAGAAAAAUUAGUCUUCAAUUCUAGCAAUGCUAAAAUCACGACUUCAACUGGCAAUGCUGAUAAUACCAAAAAGGACGAGAAGAAGGAGAACGACAAUCAAGUUUCUAACUCAGUUGACAAUAUCUUGCAUAUCGAACAAAAAACUUCUUCUACUGGCUCUUAUGGUAAAGAAGAAAAAUUAGUCUUCAAUUCUAGCAAUGCUAAAAUUUCGAGUUCAACUGGCAAUGCUGAUAAUACCAAAAAGGACGAGAAGAAGGAGAACGACAAUCAAGUUUCUAACUCAGUUGACAAUAACUUGCAUAUCGAACAAAAAACUUCUUCUACUGGCUCUUAUGGUAAAGAAGAAAAAUUAGUCUUCAAUUCUAGCAAUGCUAAAAUCACGACUUCAACUGGCAAUGCUGAUAAUACCAAAAAGGACGAGAAGAAGGAGAACGACAAUCAAGUUUCUAACUCAGGUGACAAUAAUUUGCAAAUCGAACAAAAAACUUCUUCUACUGGCUCUUAUGGUAAAGAAGAAAAAUUAGUCUUCAACUCUAGCAAUGCUGAAAUCACGACUUUAACUGGCAAUGCUGAUAAUACCAAAAAGGACGAGAAGAAGGAGAACGACAAUCAAGUUUCUAACUCAGUUGACAAUAUCUUGCAUAUCGAACAAAAAACUUCUUCUACUGGCUCUUAUGGUAAAGAAGAAAAAUUAGUCUUCAAUUCUAGCAAUGCUAAAAUCACGACUUCAACUGGCAAUGCUGAUAAUACCAAAAAGGACGAGAAGAAGGAGAACGACAAUCAAGUUUCUAACUCAGUUGACAAUAACUUGCAUAUCGAACAAAAAACUUCUUCUACUGGCUCUUAUGGUAAAGAAGAAAAAUUAGACUUCAACUCUAGCAAUGCUAAAAUCACGACUUCAACUGGCAAUGCUGAUAAUACCAAAAAGGAAGAGAAGAAGGAGAACUACUAUAAAGUUACGGAUUGUAGCGAUUAUGGUUUCGUGUCUUCUAUUGCCUUUUCUGAAGAGAAGAAGGAGAACGACAAUCAAGUUUCUAACUCAGGUGACAAUAAUUUGCAAAUCGAACAAAAAACUUCUUCUACUGGCUCUUAUGGUAAAGAAGAAAAAUUAGUCUUCAACUCUAGCAAUGCUGAAAUCACGACUUCAACUGGCAAUGCUGAUAAUACCAAAAAGGACGAGAAGAAAGAGAACGACAAUCAAGUUUCUAACUCAGUUGACAAUAACUUGCAUAUCGAACAAAAAACUUCUUCUACUGGCUCUUAUGGUAAAGAAGAAAAAUUAGUCUUCAAUUCUAGCAAUGCUAAAAUCACGACUUCAACUGGCAAUGCUGAUAAUACCAAAAAGGACGAGAAGAAGGAGAACGACAAUCAAGUUUCUAACUCAGUUGACAAUAACUUGCAUAUCGAACAAAAAACUUCUUCUACUGGCUCUUAUGGUAAAGAAGAAAAAUUAAUCUUCACUUCUAGCAAUGCUAAAAUCACGACUUUAUCUGACAAUGCUGAUAAUACGAAAAAGGAAGAGAAGAAGGAGAUUGGUAAAAUUAUGUCAACUUCAGAUGAGCUUGAAGUGCAUGCCGUGAAUGAAUCAACAACAAGUAGCAGUUAUGUUGAAAAAAAAAUAUUCGACAUCAACGUAGAAAAAAAUGCAGCUUUAGCUGUCAAUGCAGGUAAUACUAAAACGGGAGAGAAGAAGGAGAUUAGUAAAGUAAUUUCCACUUCAGAUGAGCUUAAAGUUCAUACCGAGAAUGAAUCAGCAACUAGUAGCAGACAUGUUGAAAAAAAAAUUUUGGAUAUGAGUAAUGCUGGUGCAGCUGAAAUUUGUAUAUCAGAUUGUGGUAACCGGAAUGAAAUUAAUAACAAAGAAAGUUUUGGUUCUAUCAAUAGUGACAAGAUGGUGCAUGACGAGAAGAAAUUUGAUGCGAGCGACCGUCUUGUUGAACUCAAGAAUUCAUCCAUUGAUAGAAGCAGUGCUUCCACCGUUGGUGUAACUGUUAAAUCAGAAAGCACUAAACAGGAGGAGAAAAAAAUAACCGAAGCAAUGUCAUUAAGUGGAGAACGUACAGUACAUGAUGAGAAGAAAAUUACUACCACCAGCAUUCAUAGUAAUGUUAAUAGUUCAGCCAUUAAGACGACUAACGAUAGUGCAGCUGAAAUUCGUAUAUCAGAUUGUGGUAACCAGAAUGAAAUUAUUAACAAAGAAAGUUGUGGUUCUAUCAAUAGUGACAAGAUGGUGCAUGACGAGAAGAAAUUUGCUUCGAGCAACCGUCUUGUUGAAACCACAGAGAAGAUAGUAAAGAUUCAAGACGAUUUAACUAAAGUAUCUGGAACCCAAUUAAAGGGAAAAGUUUCUCAAAUUAAUGAGGGGAAAGCCGUGUGUCAACAGAAUAAUACAGUAAAGAACACUUUGAAAAAUAUUGAUCAGGAUAUAGUGAACAAAAAGUGUAGCAUUACCAAAAGUGCAAAGCAAGAUGUUGUCGAUAUUAAAAAUAAUCAAGAAGAUAAGACAUCUGAACAAUCGGGAAUUUUGUCUAAACUUGUGGGUUUCUUUGCACAUCCAGAAAAUGAAGUGAAGAUAGAUAUUAAGGAAACAAACAAAGAAUCAAAACAAGUUAAAAAGGCAGAAAAAGUAGCUAAGUCAAUUAAAGCAAUCGAAACAAUAAUGGGAAAAAAUAUUAAGGUUAUAACCAUGGAAUUCAUUGAAGACUGCAAACGUGGUACUAUUGAAGAAAAAAUGUCAAAAGCUGGAAUAGUGGUUUUUAAAACUACUGAUGAUGCGAAAUCUUUAAAAAAUGAAGAACUCCAAAAAGGAUGUACAAAUAAUACAAAAAAACAGCCAAAAAAAGAUGAAUGUUGUAUUUCUCAGCCAAUGAAGAAAGAAGACAAACUUCCAGAAAAGAAUGACAAUAAGAAGACUAAAGGUUCUAAAGGUAAAAAAGGAAACUAAACUGCUCUCUAAUAGACUUCAUUUUUUGAAUAAAUAUGAGUAUAUUGCUACUUAACAACAAAUAUAAAAAGUAAUGCGGAGAUUUAGAACAGCAUUAACCUUAUCAAUGAAAAUGAAGCAGUUUUCAAAAUUACAGAAAACAUUGCAUCAACAAUUAAUAUAAUACAAUGGAAUUAAAAUUAUACAUAAUGUUGAAAAUGUAACAAAAGAAUUAAAUAAAUGUAUAAUCAACAUA